Aplysia californica (California sea hare) is the source of this 1444-nucleotide messenger RNA. RefSeq lists its product as uncharacterized. Bases 176 to 1423 code for a protein of 415 amino acids. NCBI's taxonomy places the organism in Eukaryota, Metazoa, Mollusca, Gastropoda, Aplysiida, Aplysiidae. The transcript has 5 exons. The record is from RefSeq and is a predicted model, not a curated record.
UUGUUUCGGAUCAACGAGCGCGUUUCACGCCGAUCACCACCAUAUAUCUUGUGUAGACCCAUCAAACUAAAGCUUUACUUUAUUUAAUUCUGUGUCAAGCCGAGGAUUAAAUCAAAUUAAUACAAAACGUAUCCCAGAAAAGGAACAAAAGUACAUAAUCUACAAACUAUCUAAAAUGGAGUUUGUGGGUAUGAAAUCCAUCGAAAAGAAACCUUCCUUCAGGGAGGACAAGUGCACUGACUGGGUGGCAACAGAGAAGGUCCAUGGUUCGAGUUACCAGUUCUACACCUGCGACGGAAACAGAGUCAUCUGCGGCAGCCGACGAAACCAGCUCAACGACGAAGGCUCAUUUCUCAAGUGCAAUACAGCUGAGUUCAAGAAAAGGUAUGUCGAAUGCGUUAAGAAAGUAUUCCAAAUCAUCAGCUCAGACGAACGUUGGGCAGAAUACAGGGAAUGGGGAAAGAAAGAAGACAAUGAUGACGACAAUGCAGAGGAAAACGACGAAGAAGAAGAAGCUGGUGACGAAGAGAAAGGCGACGAAGAAAAUUCUGAAACAGCAGAUAACCCCACAAAAUCUGACUGUGAAAGCAGUGAACUCAAGAACAAAUCAAAUAAUAUCGAGCUGAGAAUAUACGGCGAGCUGUACGGAGGGGGUGGUGUCAAAUCAAAACUCAUGUCUGUAGCUAUUCAAAAAGAAAUCAUUUAUUCUGAUGAGUACCGCUUCUACGUUUUUGGAAUCAACGUCAACCGAAAAUGGCUUUCUGUUCUCCAAUUGGGCGAUCUGUGCAGGGAAGUAGGAUUUCCAUACUUCGCUGUUCCAGUUACUGAGCCCAAAGCUACUCUGGAGGAGCUGAAAGACUGGCUUAAAGACACUGGAUUCAUGAACAGCAGAUCCUCCCUCACAGAACGCACUGAUGAUUACAAGACGAAAAUCGAAGGUGUGGUGAUGACUCCGCUGACCAGACCCGACUUUGGCUUACACGCCGUCAAAUAUCUGUCAACCUCUUUCGUAGACGUUCAUGAAAGAAAGGAUAAAGCGCCAAACUACUGCACCAAAGCAAGAUACAACAGUGUACUGAGCAAACUGGACAUCCCUGAACGACAGCAAACAGACAUGGUGAUAGAGAUGUUCAUCGCUGACAUUCUCAAAGAAAGCGGCGCGAAAGAAAGCUCCAACAACGAAACGAAGUCUUGGACUAAAUCUGUAAGAAUGUGGCUAAUGCAAGAUGGUUACCUCGAGCCAACAAACGAGUUCGAAGUUGCCAUGGUGGAGAAGGUGAGACAAGGGAAGCCAUCAAGAAAAGAUACGGAACUUGCCAGUUUGAAGAUGAGCGAGUCGAAGGCACAAGAGAAAGUGGUAGACGAUGAAGAAGAUGACGAUGACUUGAUGGACGGAGCUAUGGGGCUUUUUGGAGGGGAUUAGGAAAUGCAGUCUCCUUAGAAA